Aethina tumida (small hive beetle) is the source of this 2004-nucleotide messenger RNA. RefSeq names its product programmed cell death protein 4 (gene Pdcd4). The record is from RefSeq and is a predicted model, not a curated record. Gene Ontology annotation, cellular component: cytosol; nucleus. Lineage: Eukaryota; Metazoa; Arthropoda; Insecta; Coleoptera; Nitidulidae. The transcript has 2 exons. Gene Ontology annotation, biological process: negative regulation of DNA-templated transcription. The coding region runs from base 510 to 1835 and encodes 441 amino acids.
CGGAAAUUAUCUCGUACCAAAAUGGUAAAUAAACAUGGAAUCGGACAAACACUCGGAAGCAGACAAAGGAAACGGGCGUGAAGCGAAUCGACGACUCUAAAACGUGUCCGUCGUUGAAAAAACGCGGUUUUAUGUGUAGGAUAUUUUCAACGCGUAAUAUAAAAAGGCGUGUGUAUUAUUGUUUUUGUUGUAUCGAGACAUUUCCCUUCGAUACAUUUCCCCCCACCAGUUUGUUUUCCGUCUCCCUCUCGAUCGGUUUCCGGCUGACGUGCGAGUGGGACCGAGCGUGCGGUUCGGUUCUCGGUGUGGGAAAAUAAACGCGGUGCGUUUUGUUUAUGGCAGACCAGUGUGUGGUGUGUUGCGCAAAAAGUUGAUUUGCAAUAAUAUCUACUUGAAACGUUGAUUUUACACGACAUUUCACUCUACUUGAAUUAAAAGUUUGUUGCAGUUCUACGUUUAAAAUCGUUUGAUUUUCGAUCUGCAAAAGGGCUUUUAAUUCCUGGUUCAUCAUGGCCUCAGACAAGGAAGACGUGGACGUCGAAUUUGGCGAUGAAUCGGAAAUUGACAAGAUCGUGAACGAGGAGCUGUCUACCAAAGAAACAGCAACAGUCGGUGAUAAUUCAACCAAACGUAAGACUAAGAAGGUACACAGACAGAACAGCAAGGACAACAUCAUCUCCUCGAACUUCAUCAAUGGCCCCCGAUCCUGGAAGAACAGUCGCAGGUCCAGAAAUGGUUAUGGACGUGGCCUUCCUAAGAAAGGGGGUGCUGGAGGAAAGGGAGUUUGGGGCCUGCCGGGAUCUGAGCUACUCGAAACUUACGAAGAUGUCAAUGACCCUAAUUUUGAUAGUGAGAACGUGAACAACGGUGAUGUUGUUCUAAAGGCUGUAAUACCUGAUGUAUCCAGUGAGGAGAUUAAGAAAAAGAUUGAACCAAUUAUAUUAGAGUAUUUUGAAAAUGGUGACACCCAUGAAGCUGCCGCUUCAAUUGAGGACUGCAUUUCACCUGAUCACAGGGAUGUACUUGUUGAGCAAGUUAUUGAGAUUGCUCUGGACCACAAGCCUUCCCAUAGAGAAAUGACUUCAGUACUGAUCUCUGACUUGUUCGGUCACACAAUUACUGAAUUGGACAUUCAAAAAGCAUUUGAAAAUUUACUUUCAAAUAUCAAUGACUUAAUUUUGGAUGUUCCAGAUGCACCGACGGUACUGGGCAAUUUUAUAGCUCGUGCUGUCGCUGACGAUUGCAUUCCGCCUAAGUUUAUCACUACAACUAGAGAAAAGAGUGAUAACAAGGAUUUCCAGGAGGCAUUGAUACAUGCUGACACUUUGCUCUCUAUGAAACAUGGUCUCGUUCGUCUUCACAAUGUUUGGGGUGUUGGCGGCGCUUUGAGACCAGUUAAAGCACUGACACGCCAAAUGGCUUUGCUGUUGGAGGAGUUCAUAUCUUCUGGCGACGUAGAGGAGGCAAGUAGGUGCCUUCGUUUGUUAGAAGUACCCCAUUUCCACCAUGAAAUGGUUUAUGAAGCAAUAGUCAUGGCUCUGGAAGCCAACAGUGCUUCUAAAGAGGAGGCAUUGUGCACCCUACUUAAAGCAUUUGCCACUGCUGUUUUGGUUACGCCUGAUCAGAUGGAGCGGGGCUUUUUGCGUGUCUUAGACGAUCUCCACGACAUAUCCAUGGACGUUCCCCUAGCUUACAUAAUUCUGGACAGAUUUGUUGAUAGAUGUCACAAAGCCGGAUUUCUCACUGAACAAGUCAUCCAGAGAUUGCCUACCAGAGGACGCAAACGUUUCGUCUCAGAGGGAGAUCAGCACUUCUUUAAGAAUUUGAAGCAUUAAGUGAUCUGAUUUUGCUGGCCCUAAGCCACUAGUAGAUUUUCAUCAAUAUGCAUUUGUAUGUUUCGUUGAUUAUCUUAAACUAUGACACACUAGGUGUGUCAUUUAUAUGAUUAUAAAAGUGUUACUUUUUUGUAUAUGUUCUAUGGAAAUAAAGAUUAUUUCAAGUUUA